This is a messenger RNA of Lactuca sativa (garden lettuce), 1260 nucleotides long. Lineage: Eukaryota; Viridiplantae; Streptophyta; Magnoliopsida; Asterales; Asteraceae. The record is from RefSeq and is a predicted model, not a curated record.
AUGUCCUUAGAAGACAUAGUCAAAAGCCUUGCCACCAGUACCCAAAGUUUUCAGCAAGAGACCAAGGCAAGCAUCAAGAAUCUUGAGCAACAAAUGGCACAACUUGCUCAAUCGGUGAGCAAAAUGGAGAAUCAAGGAAAGCUACCUCCUCAAACUGAAAAGAACCCAAAGCACAAUGCUUGUGCAAUUAGCUUGAGGAGUGGAAAGAAAUAUGACGGCCCGAAGAUGCCCGAAGAAGAAGAAGAGGAGUUGGUGAUAGAAGAACCACCAAAGAAGGAUCAAAAGAAAGAAGAAAUGAUGGAGAAAAAGAAGCCGGAAGAGAAAGAAGAAAAGAUCACACCACCACCUUUUCCAUCAAGAUUGAGCAGCAACAAAAAAGAGAGAGAAGAUAGUGAAAUCAUGGCAAUGUUCCGGAAAGUUGAAGUCAACAUCCCUCUAUUAGAUGCGAUCAAACAGAAAAGGAUGCCCCCAAAGUGCAAGGAUCCAGGUGUUUUCACCGUUCCUUGCAAAUUGGGAAACUUAUAUGUCCCCCAUGCUAUGCUAGAUUUAGGAGCUUCAAUUAAUGUUUUACCAUAUUCUGUUUAUAAAUCUAUUGGCAUAGGCACUUUAACAAAAACAGGGGUGAUCAUCCAACUUGCAGAUCGUUCUAUAGUACACCCAAAAGGUGUAUUAGAGGAUGUUUUGGUGCAAGUUAAUGAGAUUGUCUUUCCUGCAGAUUUUUAUGUGCUUGAUAUAGGAGAUGAUGACCAUCCAUCCUCGAGUUCCAUACUUUUAGGUAGACCAUUCUUGAAAACAGCAAGAACAAAAAUUGAUGUCUACAAUGGUACAUUGUCCAUGGAAUUCGAUGGGGAGGUCAUCAACUUCAAUAUCUAUGAAGAAUUUGAUAGCAAUUCAGUCAAAGAGAUUGCAGAAAAUUUCAAGUUAGAUGAAGAGUUGUUGGAAAUUGUGGAGAGCAUGGAAGAAAAGAAGAAAAUAAGGUAUGAUAAUAGCAAUGUGAAAUUGCCCAUUUCUGACACAAAACUUCUUCCUUCCGUUGUACGGGCACCUAAGCUAGAAUUGAAGACUCUUCCAGACCAUUUGAAGUAUGCGUACCUUGGGGAAGAGAAGACUUUGCCUGUCAUUAUCUCCAACAAGCUGUCCAUUGUAGAAGAAGAUGAGUUGGUGACUUUGCUGAAAAAGUAUAAGAAAGCUAUUGGGUGGACAAUUGCUGACAUAAAAGGGUUAAGCCCUUCCUUGUGCAUGCAUAAGAUCCUCAUGUAG